This is a messenger RNA of Kockovaella imperatae, 1325 nucleotides long. RefSeq lists its product as hypothetical. Lineage: Eukaryota; Fungi; Basidiomycota; Tremellomycetes; Tremellales; Cuniculitremaceae. The transcript is spliced from 2 exons. The record is from RefSeq and is a predicted model, not a curated record. The coding region runs from base 80 to 1123 and encodes 347 amino acids. Gene Ontology annotation, cellular component: plasma membrane; endoplasmic reticulum.
ACUCGGUACAACACUUGUCUCUCAAACCUUCUUCCUCUCUCUCGACAACAGCAGCAGCAGCAGUUGAACUCGUUUGACCAUGGCCAACGAAGCUCUUAACGAGAACCCACCCUAUGGUGCGGUCGAGCACAUCACCACCCACGGAUCCGAUUGGUUGUGGGCCGCCUUCUGUAUCAUGAUACUCUCCGACUUGGUCAUCAUGGUCUGGCACUUCAUGAUCCCAAGAGGUCAACGAGUCUUCCACCAAUUGUGCAUCGUCAUUCUGUCCACUGCCUCGAUCGCCUACUUCUCCAUGGCCUCUGACCUCGGAUACACCAACAUUCUCACUGAAUUCGGACACGGAGAAUACCCCAUCGACGUCACAAGACAGAUCUGGUACGUCCGAUACAUCGACUGGGUCAUCACCACCCCUGCUCUUCUCCUCACCCUCGUCCUCGCUUCGGGUCUCCCCCUUUCCGACAUCAUCACCCUCGUCUUCUUCGACUUGGUCAUGAUCGUUACUGGACUCAUUGGAGCCCUCGUCUUCUCUCGAUACAAGUGGGGUUACUUCUCCUUCGGAUGUGCUGCCCUCUUUUACAUCUGGUGGGUUCUCCUCGGACCUGCUCGAACUUCCGCUGGUGCCCUCGGAGCUGGAUACAAGAAGGCCUUCACUUCCUCUGCUGCUAUCCUCUCCUUCCUCUGGUUGCUCUACCCUAUUGCCUGGGGUCUCUGUGAUGGUGGAAACGUCAUCUCUCCUGACUCUGAAAUGAUCUUCUACGGUAUCCUCGACGUUUGCGCCAAGCCAAUCUUCUGCUUCAUUCACCUCUUCAUGCUCUCCAAGCUUGACCUCUCCGUUCUCCAACUCCACUCUGGCAAGUUCUCCUCUGCUGCCGUUGCCGACCCCGAGAAGAACGGUCGACGAUUCAACGCUGUUGACAACGACUUCUCAACCACCUCCCCUGCCCAGAAGAGCCGAAUGUUCGGAAAGAAGGGCAAGUACGACGCCCCCGCUGCCGGAGCCGGAACUGGAACCGCCAUGGGACACGGAACCACCGGUGUUGCUGGAACUACCACUAGAGAGGAACAACUUGGUUCCCCUGUCGCCGAGCCCCGUGCCUCCCAGGCCACCGCCGUCUCUCACUAAACGGUGACUGACUCUUUCCACUGUCUGCUGCUUCCAUCACACACCACCCUCGACUCGAGCCACCCACCUACGCUAUCAUUCUAUAGUCUGAUCUCUUCACGACUACACGCCAUACUAUAGUUAUAAUCAGCCGUACACUGCUCGCAGUGUCCUUCCAUAAAUGUAGCCUUAUUUUAUCCAGCAUGUAUCCCAUAACCAAUUA